Molecule: messenger RNA, 963 nt
Organism: Fusarium poae
Lineage: Eukaryota; Fungi; Ascomycota; Sordariomycetes; Hypocreales; Nectriaceae
Gene: KRR1
Product: ribosomal RNA assembly protein krr1
Exons: 2
Coding region: 1-963 (320 amino acids)
Cellular component (GO): small-subunit processome; nucleolus
Molecular function (GO): RNA binding
Source: RefSeq, a predicted model, not a curated record
AUGCCUUCCACAAAUAAUAAGGACAAGCCGUGGGAUCGGGAUGAUAUUGACAAGUGGAGGAUCGAACCCUUUACAGCUAAAGACAACGCUGGCGGCCCAUUUGCCGAGGAAUCAAGUUUCAUGACCCUGUUCCCACGUUACAGAGAAACUGCGCUGAAAGAGUCAUGGCCUCUAGUCACUCGAGCCCUUGAGAAGCUCGGUAUUGCUUGUACUCUUGACUUGGUUGAAGGUAGCAUGACGGUUAAGACAACUUUGAGAACCAGCGAUCCCGCGUCCAUUCUCAAGGCCAGGGACUUAAUCAAGCUGUUGGCGAGAAGCGUCCCUGCACCUCAAGCUAUGAAGAUACUUGAAGAUGGGAUUGCUUGUGACAUCAUCAAGAUCCGGUCUCUCGUAGGUUCACGCGAACGCUUUAUUAAACGUCGUCAGCGCAUUCUUGGCCCAGAGGGGACAACUCUGAAGGCCCUUGAGCUACUGACCAAAACCUAUAUUCUUGUCCAUGGAAAUACAGUUUCUGUCAUGGGUCCCUACAAGGGAUUGAAGGAGAUUCGACGAGUCGUGGAGGACUGUAUGGCCAACAUCCACCCCAUCUACCACAUCAAGGAAGCUAUGAUCAAGCAGGAGCUCGCAAAGGACCCCGAGCUUGCUAAUGAGAGCUGGGAUCGCUUCCUACCCAACUUCAAGAGGAAGACACUAAGCCAGCGACGUGUCCCUCAUAAAGUCAACGACAAGGCCAAGAAGGUCUACACACCAUUCCCGCCAGCUCCCGAGAAGAGCAAAGUCGAUAAACAGAUUGAGUCUGGCGAGUACUUUCUGGGCAAGGUCGGCAAGGAGCGUGCUGCUCAGGAGGAGCGCAGGGAGAAACAAAACAAGCGAAAGGAGGAGAAGGCAAAGGAGCGCGAGGCCGACUUUGUUCCACCAGAGGAGGGCCGUCCCAAGAAGAAGCGCAAGAAGACAGAAGAGUAA